UUUCAUUCACUCACUUUUUACUUUAAAAGUGUUAUCAAUGAGUUAGAUUUAGUUUGUGAACUUCUGUCUGCUCUCCUAUGCUGGGUGUUGUGCAAGAAUAUCCUGUCAUUAGUGCACAUACUUGUUACACUAUUGUUGAGCAGUCAUAGGGCGGAUGUCUGACCAAUGAAACUGGGAAGGGGAGUUAACUGAGGUAUGGUUCAGUAGGAAGCUGUAUGCUGGGGUUGUUGGACACACUGGUUUACCAGGACGAAACCUGUUCCACUGAAAUCAGGAAGUUAUCGCAUACGGAAGGAAUACAUAAACAUAUAACAACGACCUAAUUUGAGAGCGGAGAGUGCAACGUGUUACAUUAGUUGUAGAAACCACUUAUGUUGUGGGAAGUUAUUUUAUCGGAGCUUUCUAAGAGUAACCUGAAGGCAUCUCGAACUAGCGGCUCGGCUGGUCAGUUUCUCCGCGGUGUGAGUGGAGACGAAGCUGUUACCGAGGUGUGACUCAACCCACAACUCUGACAGACUCUGUUGUGUGAUUCUCUCCUGUCCCUCACAGGAACAGUUUUAUCUGGAGCAAAACAACAAACAGCAAGAAACCUGUAGAGGCUCAACUACUUCUUCUCCUUUCACGCUUUCUGGCUCUGUGAAGCAAAUUUGACUGUAUGUACUGUAAAUACUGUCUGUUAUCCCACCUCAGGCAGAAAGGUCUAAAAUACCCACAAUGACGGUCCUGGAGGAUGGUGACAUGCAGACCUUUGGCUCUGAGCUGCCAGCCAUGUUUGAUGGCAUGAAGCUGGCUGCGGUGGCUGCUGUCCUCUACGUCAUUGUGCGCUGCCUCAACCUGAAUAGUCCAACUGCAGGUCCAAAAAUCAGCAGUCGGAACACGCUACUCAGCCGGUAUCUGUUCAAGUCCUGCCCAAUGCUGUCCAAAGAGUACAUUCCACCUUUACUAUGGGGAAAGAGUGGUCAUCUCCAGACGGCUCUGUAUGGUAAGAUGGGACGUGUCAACACUCCAACACCCUGUGGGCUUCGCAAAUUCCUUCCAAUGAAGGAUGGAGCAACAGCCACCUUUGACCUCUUUGAAGCUCUCGGUGAGCACAGCACAGGAGACGAUGUUACUAUGGUAAUCUGCCCUGGGAUUGGUAACCAUAGUGAGAAGAACUACAUUCGAACCUUUGUGGAUUACUCCCAGCGGCAGGGCUACCGCUGCGUGGUCCUCAAUCAUUUGGGAGCUCUGCCUGAUGUGGAACUCACCUCGCCUCGCAUGUUUACUUAUGGGUGUACUUGGGAGUUCGCGGCCAUGGUGGGCUACGUCAAGCGUGCUUUUCCCCAAACGCUGCUUGUUGUUGUUGGCUUCAGUCUGGGUGGAAACAUAGUGUGUAAGUUCCUGGGAGAAAAUCGAUCCAACCAGGAACGAGUGCUGUGCUGUGUCAGCGUCUGCCAAGGAUACAGCGCCCUCAGGGCCCAGGAAACAUUCCUUCAGUGGGACCAGUGUCGAAGGCUUUAUAACUUUGUGCUGGCAGGCAACAUGAAGAAGCUCAUCCAGUCACACAGGCGCAGUUUGUUGAGCAUGAGCUCCAGCAGCAUUGGUGACGCAGACCUCAACAAACUGUACGCUGCUACAUCUAUGAUGCAGAUAGACGACAACAUAAUGAGAAAAUUCCACGGCUACGGCUCCUUGAGGGAGUACUAUGAGAAGGAGAGCUGUGUGCAUUAUAUUCACAAUGUAUCUGUACCGCUCCUCCUGGUGAACUCCUCAGAUGAUCCACUAAUUCAUCGGUCACUUCUGGCUAUACCAGGCAGGCUUGCAGAGGAGAUGCCCAAUGUGAUGUUUGCCCUGACUGAGCAUGGAGGCCACAUGGGCUUCUUUGAGGGGGCUGUACUUUUCCCACAGCCCCUCACCUGGAUGGACAAGGUCAUAGUGGAGUACACCAAUGCCAUCUGCGACUGGGAGAAGAAGCAGAAGGCCUGCCAGAGGACCCGAAAUCCAAACGAAAUGAAUGAAUGAAUAAGUUCAGCGCUGAAACUCAGUGGAUGACACCUACAUGUCUGGUGCAACCACACAGACUGGCAAGCACAUGGUCAGCCUGAGGUCUUAGGAUCUACUUUACGUAUGACCUCUUGGUGUUGCAGUAAUGGACAGAAAUAUUGAUGGAUGAGUUGUACACCUGGUUGGAAAUUACACCUGGAGUGUCAUGUAAUGUCAUGCUGAAUUGUUUCUUCAUCUAACUUCUGAUCCUCCCAGUCUUCUUCUCUGCUGGUUAUUGCCAUCUGCUGUAUGGUUUUAUGUACUCUGCAGAGAGGUGUAAACCGUUGGUACCGCUUUUACCUAUUUUUCUCUACAAACUAUUAUGAAAACACUCAAUCAGACUGACUUAUGAAUGCUAACAUAUUUAUAUUUAGAGAAUGAAAUUCUUUACUGUUGGUAGACAUGGAGAUUUCUGGUUCACACUGCUCUGAUUAGAACCACCAGGACUCAUUUUAUUGUUUAUGCUGGUGUUUUCCAGUUAUAGAUGAGGCUGUUUUCAGAUGGUUAAACAUAUCAACAGAAUGUUACUGUUUAUCUCAGGGUCAAUCAGCUUGGAACCCUUCUUUUUUUACCUAAAUUAUUGUUCUGUACAAUCAAUAGGGUGUCCUAACUGUACUGUACUAUAUGAGCACUUUAAAUCUGCAUGCUUUUGCAUGGUGAUGGAGGCAUUACAAAGGUGGUACCAUUCCAAGAAUUGCUCCACAGCAGUUUACUUUAUUUAACUCUAGUUUUCACUUUAAUCUCUCCAGCAAAACGAUGCCGUUUUGACCGAGUACUUUAAUUUUGAUUUCUAUCUCUGUUUCUGUCUGGACUCUCUUAUUUCCACUAGAAGCUACAUGUCCGAGCAUGUGGCUUAGUGAGCACUUCAAAUGUACAAAAUUGUCAUAGUUUGGUUAUUUUAAGCUGCUUACAAUUAACAUAGUUUUGAGUCUCCCUCAAUAGCUAAGAAAUACUUGAAACAAAAGCAUAAAGCUGUGUAAUUUCACACGGUACCAUACUGUGCCAGAAACACUAAUGAAUGAUAGUAGAUUUACGUUUAGAAAUAGUUUUUGUUAUUGGCAGUUAUUAGUCUUGUUCAUCACAGUGCUGAACAGAGUUCAGAAUAUAUGAAGUGAGCUUCUGCUAAAGAGGUCUAAAUCGUUGUAUCUUCAGCACCAGGAAUCCUACUGAAACAUGUGCUGAGAAUGAAACAUGUAAAGAGGUUCAGUCAGAGUAGCACAGAUAGAAAAAGGAAGGAAACUCCAUAAAAGUUGUCAUUUUUUUGGUCUUGAUUUUCUGCCUGGAAAAAUGAUGUGUUUCGCACAGGAAGGUCAUCAGUGACGCACCGUCUCCUUCUUCCCUUUUCCAUUAAAAUAGUCAGUGGCUUAUGUGUAAACACAAGCCUGAUGACAGUUUAAAGGUUCAUAAAAUCCAUUAAAAAAAACAGAAACACCGUGACAUUUUUGUGAUUGGAGACAUUUUAGCUUCCAGAACCUCCUAGUCUGUAUUUAUACCAAAGAUGCUUAGAGAGCUACCAACUGCAGGUAAGAUUGAACUGAUAGAACUGAUUAUAAACUUUUCACAUAACCCCUCUUCAAAUAUUCUCAAUUAUCCCUUUAAGAAAUAUAAAUUUUGUGCUUGUGUAUUAUCAUCAUUUUUUUUUUUUACAUGGUGUUCAAGUGAAGUGGUUUGUCACGGACAGUCGGUACAGUUUUUUUUAUUAAGCAGCUUUGCCUUGGACUGUAAAACAACAACCUUCCAUAUCUCUGCAGUCUCUUCAAGCAACACGCCCUGAUUGUUGGGCUGUUUUCAGUUAUUUAAUCCCUAUUGUUAACAUGCAUCAUCGCUACAGUCUGUAACAUGUCCUGAACAGCACAAACUGAAUAAAAUGGUUUAAUCAGC
Messenger RNA from Girardinichthys multiradiatus, 3903 nucleotides. RefSeq names its product abhydrolase domain containing 2, acylglycerol lipase b (gene abhd2b). NCBI's taxonomy places the organism in Eukaryota, Metazoa, Chordata, Actinopteri, Cyprinodontiformes, Goodeidae. Gene Ontology annotation, cellular component: sperm plasma membrane; sperm flagellum. The record is from RefSeq and is a predicted model, not a curated record. The coding region runs from base 715 to 2001 and encodes 428 amino acids. Gene Ontology annotation, biological process: sperm capacitation; medium-chain fatty acid catabolic process; acylglycerol catabolic process. The transcript has 12 exons. Gene Ontology annotation, molecular function: acetylesterase activity; monoacylglycerol lipase activity.